This is a messenger RNA of Rhea pennata, 6489 nucleotides long. RefSeq names its product transmembrane protein 164 (gene TMEM164). The transcript is spliced from 6 exons. Lineage: Eukaryota; Metazoa; Chordata; Aves; Rheiformes; Rheidae. The record is from RefSeq and is a predicted model, not a curated record. Bases 110 to 1078 code for a protein of 322 amino acids.
GUCCUGGAGCCAGGAGGCAAACCCCAAACUUAGCCUUGCUGUGACCUGGACUGCUGGCUUCUGAAACUCGGGAGGGAAGGAGUUUACAAAGGGGACGUACUUGCAUUUCAUGUUUCGUCAGCCCGACAGUAUUUUGGCUUUGAUUCCAUCUUGCUCCUACCUGUUCCCGGACAGUGACCGGGAGGAGAAGAGGCGCUAUCCCACCAUGUCACGUUACAGCCUCCCAAACCUCCUGGACUGGUUGUAUGGGGGGGUGGACCCCAGCUUUGCUGGCAAUGGAGGGCCAGAAUGUGCUGCCUUUCUCUCUGGGCAGCAGCGUCUGCUGGAGAGCUUGGUCUUCCUCAGUGUGGGUAUUUUGGAGAUCCUUCUGUCCUUGUGGAAGCUGAGGCAGCUGCAUUUCAGGGAGCUGGCGGGUCAUCUGCUACAGCAGCCCCAGGCUAAGCAGGAGAGCUUGGGCAAAAAUCUGCUACUGGUGGCUCUCUGUCUCAUCUUUGGGCUGGAGGUGGGGUUCAAGUUUGCUACCAAGACUGUCAUUUACCUACUGAACCCAUGUCAUGUGGUCACUAUGAUGCAGAUUUUUCUUCUUGCCUGUCCUCCAUGUCGGGCUGCAAUGAUUCUUUUCAGGUUACAGAUGCAUAUGUUAAAUGGGGCCCUCUUGGCAUUGCUGUUUCCUGUGGUUAACACACGCCUGCUGCCAUUUGAAAUGGAGAUUUAUUACAUCCAGCAUGUGAUGCUCUAUGUUGUACCCAUCUAUCUGCUCUGGAAAGGAGGUAUCUACACUCCAGAACCACUGUCCAAUUUCUGGUGGGCUCUUCUAUCUACUGGGCUUAUGUUUGUAUACCAUUUUAGCAUCUUGCAGAUUCUGGGAUUGGUCACAGAAGUGAAUUUGAACAACAUGUUAUGCCCAGCCAUCUCAGACCCUUUUUAUGGCCCCUGGUAUCGAAUCUGGGCAUCUGGACAUCAGACUGUCAUGACUAUGACUCAUGGGAAACUUGUAAUUCUGCUGUUUUACAGUGCAGUCUCCAUCUUUAAAUGUAGUGUGGAGUCGUUUAGAUUCCCCACUAAGAAAAUAGACUGAAUUUCUCCUCAGGGAAUAGUACAUGCAGGAAGCUGAGAUACCUAUACCCAUACUGGAAAAGAAAGAGGAGGGAUGAGAGGACUGUGUGUUUAUACUUCUUCCCAGUUUAUUGCCUCAAAAACAUCUCUGCAAUCAAGUGAGUGUUUUUUUAACAGCUGUUUCUCAUUGUUAAUUGCCAAUGGCAAAAUUAGUGGCCUUAUUCUGGAAAUGAUUUGUAUUUUACACAUUUUUUUGUAGAUUACAGUAGAAUCUUGCUAAUCCGCCCUUUAAAAUUAGGCCCAGUAUCUGUCCACAUUCCAGCAAAGACAGUGUCAGUGCUACCUCGUUUUCUGACUUUUUUUUCUACUAAAUAUCAGUACACUUACAUCCCAGGACAGGAAAUAAAGCUGAAUUAUAACUCACCACUGAUAAGAACAGAGCAUAUCUUGAAGUGCAUCAUCUUGACUUAACUCUUAGCACUUGAAUGUUGUAAAAUGUUCGCAGUGGAGAAAUGUACACAAUCUCCCAGUGACAAGUGUGAAACAAACGGAUUCCACUGUAUUUUCAUUAAGCUAGUUGAAAAUACUGGAGAAUAACAACAGUAACUUGUUGCAGCAGUAUUUGUAACAACAAAAAUUGUUGUAAACGUAAAUUACAUUUUAACUGACUGUUUCUAAACUGCUGUAGAUUAAUAUCUGACUAGGUCCCAUUGUAUCUUAAAGCUUUGGAGAUAUUUUUAUUUGAGAGACUGGAAAAAUACCAGGUUGAAACUAUUUCAAAAAGCAUGUAGCAUCUAUGCUAAAAUAGGUAUUUCAUCUGCUGUACUGACCUACCUUUGAACAAAAUGUUUAUUGACAUUUAGCUAAGACUGGAGAGGGAGUAGAGAUACGAAGUCCAACGCGAACAUCAGUGGGUUGGGGUGUUUUUUUUUCUUUUCUUUUUCUUUUUUUUUAACUUAACAGGCUUUUGAAACAUUCCUGCUCUGUGCUCAAUCCUCAGUAGAAUGGUUAGUGAGAGAACAAAAUUAAAUUAUUUUCUCUCACAGCUCUAAUAUGCUCUGUGUACUGAUUUAAAAGUAUAAAAAGGAGAAUUCAAUCAGUCUACUCUCUGCUAGAGAAGUAGUGUUCCAGUUUACUAGUAUGACUGCCUUUAUUUUAAGAGAUAGCACUAAAUUUCUUGUUGACACAUGUUUUGCAGUAGAAUGGAACACAAGUAGACAGCAUUAUAAACAGUAAACCGUGUGUACCUCUUCAGAUUUUUCCAAGUCUAGGAGGAGAAAUUGCUGGGCAAAAAGAUGGGAAAUUGUGACCUGUAUAUACUCAGAUAGAUGGUUUUAAGUCCAUUGUUUGUGCAGACUUUUAUUGCAGGGCUGCAAUGGUGCAAAACACCACUUUGUUUUACAGAAGUUUGUUGCAAUGUAUAGAUUCUUUGCAUUGUAUUGUCAUAGCUGUGACUGGUAAGAUAAAACAAAACCACCAUACCUCCUCCUUCAGCUCAGUCACCUGAAGAUAUAUUCUGAAGUUAAGGUACAGUCAUGCAUACCUCAAGAAGAAAAGAAAGAAAGAAUUAAAAGUAUUCCUCUUUCCCUCCUCCUUUCCUGUCCCCCCCCCCGCUUCCCUUUUUAAAGGCAAAAUUUUUUGUUGGAGAGAGAGCAAAUGGCUCCUCCAAAAAUUCUAACUAACUCCACUUAAUUUUAAAAAACAAAAAAACCCACAAAACUUGAAUCAGAAGUGCUUUGUUCAUGUUCUAAUUUACAAACUGCUUUCUGGCCUUUUUCCAUGCCUGGCUGUAAAAUGCGCACACGCAUGCACACACUCUUCCUUCCCCCCAUUUACCGUCAAAUUUAUCUUGUUUUAUUUAUUUACUUAAGAAAUUUGCAAAAUGCCUUGAAUUGGGUUAAACUCUGUUCAGAAAGAAUGUUUGCUGUUGCAUCGAAUUUUGCAGCACUAGCAUUUAUUAUUUUAAUAUUAAUUACUAUUUUUGAAGAAUCUUUCCUGUUUCCUUAUCUGUUCUAAAAAAAACACUGUACCUCCUGGAAAAUUCUGAAGUACAAAAGAGGAGUCUUCCCCCUCUUUCUCUUUUUCUUCCCUCUCUCUCUCUUUCUUUUUCUUCCCCCCUCUCUUUCUCUACUAUCACAUUUCCUCUCUAGGUAUACUUUAGGGCACUGUAAAGCUGUAUAAAACAGCUGCCAUCUGCCACCACUGACUUCCUCUGGUCAUUAAAAGUGCAGAAGCAUUUUUAAAAGCGCAGGGUUUUCACAGUGCAAGCUGUUUGCUUGGAAUGCAAAAUUUAUGAGUUUCUCUGAUUUGCCUAAAAUUCAGGAGCAAGAAUAGUAAUUUUUAAUAUAACCAACAGUAGGGAAAUCCCUAGGGGAAUUUGGAUAGAGGGAUUCUUGAUAUAAUUCCACAGAGCAUUGGCUCUGAUAGCAGAUCCACCAUAAAGGAUUGCUCCUCACCGUCCCUCUCUACAUCAUAUAUAUGGCUCUGUACUGUGGCUUAUGCCCUACUUUGUUAUGCUGGUCCAGUUGUUUUGGGCCACACUAGAAGUAUGGGGCAUAAUUUCACAAUUUGGGAUGAACUGCCAGAACAGCUCAUCGUUACCAAAAGGAAACUCAUGCUUUCCUUCUCCACCUAACCUUAUGCUGGUUCUGGAGCCUGUUGAACUCAUUCUAUGUUAUUUAUUUUGCUAAAAUGACUAAAUGAAUGUGGUAAUUCAGGAAAAGAAAAAAAAAGUGGUGAUUUAAACUGACUGCUACAGUCAGUAGGUUAUGACAUUACAGGAUGAGUGUCAGAGCUGCUGUAAAACAGUGGAAUGAUGCAACUGGCAUCAGGAAGGAGGGCAGGCAGUGGAGCCCCCCCCCCUUUUCUUCUUUUGAUAGUAACCUGUGUUGGUGAAGAGUUGUACACUCUGUCACUGAGGGGAGGGAGGCAAUUUGAAUUAUGUCUUUUCCCCAACCCCCUUUUGAAGAUUAAACUCAACUUUUUCAAUUUGUAUUAUGGUAUGGCUCCAAAAGAAGCUGCAUCAGCAUAGCUGAGACACAAGCUUCAUGUGUAGGGAAGAACAGAUCAGUACAGGAUCAGAAAGGGGGAAAAAAACUGCUGAAACCGCUGUGUCAUGUAACUUCAUUAUCUCUGGCAUCUGCUUGGAACAUUCAUCAGAUAGAUAUUGUUUAAUAUGCAGGAUAUUGGUUUGAAUGGGAAAGCAGACUACUUAAUCUUAUUAUGGAUUUUAUUCUUUUUAUGGAGAGAUGAUGAUUUUCUUUUCCCUGAACAGCUUGUUUUAUGGGUAGCUAUGAUUUUUGUGGGUGUGUUUUGGUUUCUCUUUGCUUAUUUAUGCUGGAAAUUAAAGAGCAAAAUUACAUUGCUGUUCUUGAAGGCUAAUCAACAUUCUCUCUUGUGGUAUUAUGGAUACAGCUGAGGUCAAAAUAACUUGCUGAUGCACCAUACCUGAUGUGGUUUUACACUGCAUUAGUGCACUGUGCUAUUGAGAAGGAUGGUCCUGGCUUUUCCUGGUCAAAUAUUCCUAAUUGUUUUUUUGUCCCAAUGUUAACAGUUAGGAAGAUAUUAGGACUAGACAUGGUGCAGAACAGGAGUUGGCCAGACACAGACUAUUGCUUUCAGCAGUGGUCCAAGUUUUAGAAAUGCUUAAGCUAAUUGUACAAUCUCAUUCUCAGGAUUGUUUUGCUGUCCACUACCAAGAAAAUAAUCAUCUGCAGUGCUGAUGGUAGACUGUGCAGAGCAGUUUUUCUUAAGUAGUCAGAGGUCUGUGAACAGAGACCUCUAUUUUUCUGGGGUUUUUUAAGCAUAGUAGGCUCUUGACAGUAAACAAAACAAAGUAGGAUGAUAAUUGAUUACUUCCUUGGUGAAAGACAGUCUAAAUUUACGUUCACUGUCCAAGCACGUGCAUACAUGCAGUAUGAGUAACUACAAUAAAAUUGUUUACUGAUCAGUUUGUUAAUACAGACUGAAAAAGCAGCACUCCAAAGCACAAAAGGGAGCUAGUAGAACUUUUGCACCCACCAUAAUGUCUAGUAAUAGCCAAUGGACAUUAAAAUGUCAAGUGUAAAUUAAAGUGUCAAGGCUUUAGUUGCCCAGGAUGUGCAGUGCAGUGCUACUUUUCAAGGAUUCAGACAGUGUGCGCAGUGUUAGAGCUGUAUCUGUUUGUUCGACAUUCUUCUGUUUAAACAUUGAAGAAGAAAUUCCAUUUUGGUUCCUUUGCAGGGUGACAAUUAACAGCUUUUGGUCACACUUAUAUAAAUCAAAGACAGACCACAAUCUAUGAGCACCCACCUGUGCUUGGUUCUGGUUCAGCUUCUUAGGGCUUGACAAAAACACUGCUAACAAGCAAAGUCCACUUGUGCUCAAGCAGGUGCUGCCUUGCUGAAGCUGGGGGACAGGAACAGUCAGUUCGUUUGCACACCUUAAGAUUACAAAGUACCUCAGCAUAGAAGUUCUAUCCUUCUGUCUCUGGCCUCAAUCAGUUUUUUGAUAUUUCUGUAUAUUAGAUAAUGUUUUGUAAAACCCAAUUGUAUUUUCCUUUCAGAAACAGCUAUUUGCGACUAUUUAAAUAGUGUACUUUUAUGGCCUCCGUCUUGUGUCUGAACUGCAGGCACUAGUUUCCUAAUAUUUAUAAAUAAUGGAAAAUAUAGAUGUGCUGUUUUUCUUGCUGUUGCAAUUGUUUCACUAGAGGCAGUCUUUAACGAAUUGAAUGCUAAAAAAGGCUUUUUAGCAUUUAAAGCCCUGAAAAGGCCAAAAAUCAGGAAGAGGGCAUACGUCAACCCUUCUGUUGGUAUGUGGAAGGCUUCAACAGGCCUUCCUGAGGUCAACUAACUUUGAUGUUUUUAUAUUUAUAGGGACUCCACAUCUGUUGAGUUUUGUGAUCUUUUAAUCGCUGAUAUUGCUAUAAAUCUGUCUUGCAGCUUUUGAUGUAACUUAGUUAAAGCCAAGGUGGUUUAAACAUUUUUAUUUUUCUUCAGGGUCAAUUUUGUACUUUUUUAAAAAAACCUAUUUCUGCAUUUACUGAGUCAUUAUCUCAAUGCUGCAGAGGACACAGCAGGCAGAACAGUGAGCAGGCCCACACCACCCUCACCAACCAGCCUGUGCCAGGGGGCUGAACCUGCUCAUGCACUGAGCUGAGGCACAAAGCUGUCUUUGGAAACUUGCAGUUCCAGUUGCCCAACUCUCUCAUUCAAGCAUCAUGUUAUCCAGGCACAGAAUGGAAGGGCAGGGGCAAGGAUUGAUGUGGGGAGGCUGAACUGCUGCAUACGCUGUUAGUUCUGAAUAAUUUGUAAGUGUUCUGCAUUUUAUAAACUUUUUAAUGUGCUAAAAUUUGGUUAUGAGGUAAACAUUUGCAAAUAAGGGGUAACUUGUGUAUUUGUUUUUGUAUUUUAGUCCAAUGUUUUUUUGUUGUUGUUGUACCCUAAUCCAGCUCAC